AGUGGGCACAUCCGUCAUUGCGGGCGGCGGGGCUGGCAGGACCUGCCGCGCUAUGUCUCCGCGCGCGCCUCUGCCUGCUCAGGGGCCGCUGCCGACGCGCCGCGGGGCUUUCCACCCGGCUCUGGAAUAGAGGGCGAGGGGAGCCGCCCGGGGCACUGGCCCGAGCGCGGGGGGGAGCCGGGUUUGCAAACCGCCCGGGACGCUGGAUUUGCUGCUGGCCCGGUAGAAGCGGGCGGGGGAAGCCGGGAGAGGUGCCUGGGCUCGAAGCGGAGCCCGCUCCGUGGCUUUUCUGAGCGCGCGGCGCGGCGCGGCGAGAUGCUGCGGCUGGAGCUCUUCCUCGGCGUGGCGUGGCUGGCCGGGCUGGCGUGCGGGCAGAACGAGACGGAGCCCAUCGUGCUGGAGGGCAAGUGCCUGGUGGUGUGCGACUCCAGCCCCACCUCGGACCCCACGGGCACGGCGCUGGGCAUCUCGGUGCGCUCGGGCAGCGCCAAGGUGGCGUUCUCCGCCAUCCGCAGCACCAACCACGAGCCCUCCGAGAUGAGCAACCGGACCAUGCUCAUUUACUUCGACCAGGUGCUAGUGAAUAUCGGAAGCAACUUCGACUCGGAAAGAAGCACUUUUAUCUCGCCCAGGAAAGGGAUUUACAGUUUUAAUUUUCACGUGGUGAAGGUGUACAACAGGCAAACCAUCCAGGUGAGUUUGAUGCUAAAUGGAUGGCCAGUGAUUUCCGCCUUUGCAGGGGACCAAGAUGUGACCCGAGAAGCUGCCAGCAAUGGAGUCCUGAUUCAAAUGGAGAAAGGAGACAGAGUUUAUCUAAAACUGGAGAGAGGAAACUUGAUGGGAGGCUGGAAGUAUUCGACAUUCUCUGGAUUUCUAGUGUUCCCUCUUUAAAUAACUUAUCAUCUGAACAGAGAGAAAGCAGCAAGUCAGAGAAUUUCUUACAAAUUCCCAAAUUGUAGCUGGUUAUGAAAAGCCUUGGACAGCAAACUUUUUACAUUCAAAUAUUAAAGAAGCUAAAUCCUG
This is a messenger RNA of Mauremys reevesii (Reeves's turtle), 1023 nucleotides long. RefSeq names its product cerebellin 1 precursor (gene CBLN1). The transcript has 3 exons. Gene Ontology annotation, molecular function: protein binding. The record is from RefSeq and is a predicted model, not a curated record. The coding region runs from base 316 to 891 and encodes 191 amino acids. Lineage: Eukaryota; Metazoa; Chordata; Testudines; Geoemydidae. Gene Ontology annotation, cellular component: synaptic cleft; glutamatergic synapse.